AUUUCUGGAUCAGACUCUUUUCGGACGCCUGUCGUUGCCAUCUUGUUGUGCUGUUGAAACCUCACCGUCCCUCUUCUCGUCUCUUUCUCCUCUUCCUCGUCUCAAUCGGCUCGAACGCACAAAACCCAAACCCUAGCUUUCGUUCUCCAUUGAUUCGUAUUUUCGUUUCAGUCUCUGCCACCAUUUCUCCCAAUGGCGGUUGAUCAGAACUCAAUACCCAAAAAUCUCCGGCCAUUGAACGUAGCUCGAACCAUUGCCGAAGAGCCUCGCAUUGCCGCCACUGCCGCUGUGAGGAACAUGGAGGGGUUUUUCCCAUCGAAUCCGGUUCGUGAGGGCAGUAGCCCUAGGUCGAGACCGGCUUACUAUCCUGCGGCGACCGUUUCUGAUGCUGGGUUUGUCGGAUUAGGGUUUGGUAAUCCUCCUAUGGCUUGGUUCCCUCGCCCCCCACCUGCUCCAAUUGGCCCUGGUGGUGGCGGUGUUGUUCUUGCUGGGUUUCCUGAAGUUGCCAGCAAUGGGAACCGGAUUGGGGGCAAUGCGGCCGAUCAGAGGACUGAUGAGGCUGGCGACGAUUCGGCUUCGGCAAAAAAAGUCAAGCUUCUGUGUAGUUUUGGAGGUAAGAUUCUCCCCAGACCCAGUGACGGGACCUUGAGGUAUGUUGGAGGGCAGACACGGAUAAUUGGAAUGAGGAGAGAUAUCAGUUUCAACGACUUGUUGCACAAGAUGAUGGAUAUAUCUGCGCAGCCUGUGGUCGUCAAAUACCAGCUCCCUGACGAGGAUCUUGAUGCCCUUGUAUCGGUUUCCUGUCAAGAAGAUAUCGAGAACAUGAUGGAAGAGUACGAGAAGCUGGUGGAGAGCUCUUCUGAUGGUUCAGCCAAGCUUCGGGUGUUCUUGUUCUCAGCUUCUGAACUCGACCCACCUGGGCUCCGUCAGUUUGAUGAUCUACAGGAUACUGGGCAGAAGUAUGUCGAUGCUGUCAAUGGAAUUCCGGAAAUUGUCGGCGGUGGGAUCACAAGGAAGGAGAGUAUAGCUAGUGCAGCAUCAACGCAGAACUCAGACAGCCUUGUGAGUGGUGGUGAUGGCGUCAUUAGCUUAGGUCCUGGUCAAGGUGACGGUGGCGGGCCACCCUCACCCACCAUGUCAUCAUCUCCUAGAGUUACAGCUCCUACUACUGCCGCUCCUGCUUCUGCUCAUGAUGCUGCCACUAGAUUAGUGUAUGUUGAUCCCAACCCUGUAAUGUAUACUGAUGCUCAGGCCGUGUCAAUGGGUACUCUAGCGACGGGCUUGGCAGCAACUCUGCAGCAGAUACCUUCUUCUCGGCCGGAGCUUGAGAUAGAGAGGACAUUGCCUGCAAUGGUACAAACACAGUCCUCAUUGGGCUUUGAAUUACAUCAACCUUCUGCAAUGGAGUUUCCACCUGCUGCAGCUUACAUGCAGGCUUAUGUAGAUCCCCACUCUCAAAUUGGGUAUGUAAAUCCUCAGUUGAUGGGUAUUGAACCAGGAUCCAUGUUCUGGCGUGCUGAUCAUGGCCAACAGUUGUCUAAUCAGUUUGUAUCUGCAGUGCACAUGACAAUGGCUGCUCCAUCUCAUGUAGUCAUUAGGCCAAACGGAGUUCAGGCUGUUCAGCAAGUCAUGAAGCCUCAACAAGUCCGGAUGGAUUCAUAUACUGAAGAGUACGCAUAUGGGCAAAGAUUAGUUCAGCCUCUUGGUGACCAGAACUCUAAAGCUUAUCAAAACCAGCCACCACCUUCCCAGGCACCUGUGGCAGCUCAGACAAGAGGGUAUUGGCAUCAGGUACAGCCACUGGAGCAUGUAGUCUCCUAUGGAGGUUGGGUACCUCAGCAGCAGGGAAUGUUCCAUGACAAAAUUCAGAGACUGGAUGACUGUUACAUGUGUCAAAAAGCUUUGCCACAUGUGCAUUCUGAUACUUCGUUACAGUACCAAGGAGAGAGCAGUGCUAGUACCGUUUCUGAUACAGAUGUGGCUUUCCAUAGUCUUAAUACAGAGGAAAAUAUGAGAGCCCGACAUGCAAACAGAGUAGCAGUGACUGGAGCUUUGGUGGAUGGCUCAGUUGAACUCAAAGGAAGUGGGACUAUACCCCGGGUGGUUGGGCAAAUAGAUCCUGACGUUGCUGCCCUUCAGUAUGGGAUGCUUGGAUUCCCAUCGAAUCUGGAGGUGCAACAUGACAAUGACAGAGUUCUUUUGCAAAACCUAGACAGACAUGGUCAUCCAAGGAUGUUUUCCUCGGGUUUGAUGAGGGUGGGCAACAUCCCCCAGAGCCAGCAAGAAAAUGUUCUGCAAGAGCCCUUUGUGCCAUUCCAAUACCAGGCUAAACAGGAGGCUUUCAUGAACAGACCAAUCACUAAUGAUAAUCCUCCUGUGAGAGUUGUACCUUUCCAAACUUCUGAACCCUUAGUUAAUGAAUCUUCUACAGAGUAUUCUGGUAUGGUUCCUGGCUUUGUUCAGAAAGAUGUCUCUGAUUCUUCCACUUCAUAUGACCAUCUUAGAGCAACUGAUGGAAGGAUGGAAGCGCUCCAAAUAAAAUCACCUGACACUAAUGGUAGUAGCGAGCAGUUUAGUUCACCUGUCAAUAAACCUAAGAAGGAUGAGACUCCGGAGAACAGACCACAAAUUGCGGAGAAGGAAAUAUUUCAGGCCAAUUCCUUUAUCCAGCCAGGGAUUUUUGCUGAUGGGAAUCACCUAAAGCCAAUUGAAGCUGUACAAUCUUCUCCUAAUGAGGUUAUUCAGUUGCAUAAUAUUCAACCUGUAGAGAACAGUCAAUUUGCAAAAGCUCCUGUUUUAGGGAACUCAGAACAGUAUCCACAUCUAAAGAUGGGACAUCCAUACUUGCCUCCUGAUGAAGUAUGGCAUAGUAAGGCAGCGUUUUCAGGAGUUGAUUCAGCCUAUGCCACUGAUAGGAUAUCACAACCAAUUGGUGAAUGGAAAGAUGCUGUAUUACAUUCAAGGGUGGUUCCUAAUGAUGUGGGAUCGAUUGCUGUUGCUGCAACUGGUAAUUUGCCAACCUCUAUACCUCUUCAGUCUGCGGUGAUUGCAGAUAACUGGGAUCCUGCUCCAUCAAGCUCGCUUUUCAGCAACCAAGAUCCUUGGAAUUUGCAACAUGACUCCCAUUUCCCACCUCUGAACCUUAACAAGGUUCCAACGAGCAGGGAACCCUUUGUUAAGAGGGACUUACUAGUUGAGAAUCCUUCAGGUAAUAAUGGGGAAUCAAGUGCAAAAAUGCGACUGGAAGGAGUUCUCAACCAGUCAUCAGGCAACCUCAACAAGGAUUUAAGUUCAGGAAACAUUCGGUUUUUGAAAGGCACAGUAGAGGAACAGAUCAAGCAAGAUCUUCAGGCUGUUGCAGAAGGCGUGGCAGCUUCUGUUCUUCAGUCAUCUACUCAUUCUAAUCCUGAUUCAUCCAUUCAGGAGAAUAACAAGGUACAAGCUGAAGCCAACCGAGGCAGAGAACUUCCUGAUGGUGAUGCAGAAGCAAAUAAUAGAGCCAAAGUUGAGGAUAUUAAGCCCAAGCUAUCAGAUAAGACCUGUCCUGUUUUUCCGAUUUCAGAUGGCAUUGGUCGCUUGCAGAUAAUCAUGAAUAGUGAUCUUGAAGAGUUGCGGGAACUGGGUUCUGGAACUUUUGGUACUGUGUAUCAUGGAAAAUGGAGGGGCACUGAUGUUGCAAUCAAACGGAUCAAUGAUAGGUGCUUUUCUGGGAAACCAUCGGAGCAGGAGCGCAUGAGAGAUGACUUUUGGAAUGAGGCAAUCAAGCUUGCGGACUUGCACCAUCCAAACGUGUUAGCUUUUUAUGGUGUUGUCCUGGAUGGCCCUGGGGGUUCUGUGGCUACAGUAACAGAGUACAUGGUCAAUGGAUCACUUAGAAAUGCUUUACAAAAGAAUGACAAGAUACUUGAUAAGCGUAAGCGCAUCUUGAUUGCAAUGGAUGUGGCAUUUGGAAUGGAAUACUUGCAUGGAAAGAAUAUAGUACACUUUGACUUAAAAAGUGACAACCUACUUGUCAAUCUUCGAGAUCCUCACCGGCCAAUAUGCAAGGUUGGUGAUUUGGGCCUGUCGAAAGUAAAAUGUCAGACUCUAAUCUCUGGUGGAGUGCGUGGAACACUGCCAUGGAUGGCUCCAGAACUUCUGAAUGGUAGCAGCAGUCUGGUCUCUGAGAAGGUUGAUGUAUUCUCUUUUGGCGUUGUCAUGUGGGAACUUCUCACUGGGGAGGAACCCUAUGCAGACUUGCAUUAUGGUGCUAUCAUAGGUGGCAUUGUUAGCAACACAUUGCGGCCACCAGUACCUGAAUCUUGUGAUCAUGUGUGGAGAUCGCUGAUGGAGAGGUGCUGGUCAUCCGUGCCGUCAGAGAGACCGAAUUUCACUGAGAUUGCAAUUGAGCUACGUGCUAUGGCUGCAAAUCUUCCUCCAAAGGGACAAGCACAUCAACAGCAACCUCAAACAUGAUUUUGGGCUUCACACAUCCAUCUUGCUUAUUUCCUGAACCCCGAUUGGAAGAGUGUCAUGUGCUCAUCUCAAAUCUAACAGCGAAUGGUGGCAUCCAUAUUUUGAAAAUGGCCUUCAGAUCUUUGUUGUGAUCAUGUUGGGUGUUCUGGGAAACUAAAUAGUUUGUCCAAAGGAAAAUUUAUAGUUUUUGGUUUCCUGUUGUCUAAAA
Telopea speciosissima is the source of this 4663-nucleotide messenger RNA. RefSeq lists its product as uncharacterized. The record is from RefSeq and is a predicted model, not a curated record. The transcript is spliced from 10 exons. The coding region runs from base 193 to 4455 and encodes 1420 amino acids. Gene Ontology annotation, biological process: protein phosphorylation; signal transduction. Gene Ontology annotation, molecular function: protein kinase activity; ATP binding; protein binding. NCBI's taxonomy places the organism in Eukaryota, Viridiplantae, Streptophyta, Magnoliopsida, Proteales, Proteaceae. Gene Ontology annotation, cellular component: cytoplasm.